Messenger RNA from Dictyostelium discoideum AX4, 414 nucleotides. RefSeq lists its product as hypothetical. The coding region runs from base 1 to 414 and encodes 137 amino acids. The record is from RefSeq and is a predicted model, not a curated record. Lineage: Eukaryota; Evosea; Eumycetozoa; Dictyosteliales; Dictyosteliaceae. The transcript has a single exon.
AUGAUUUUAACCAUUUCAAUUUACACAAAAUUCAGUGAUGCUUCAAACAAUAAUAUUCAAUUUAAUAAUAAUAAUAAUAAUAAUAAUAAUAAUAAUAAUAAUAAUAAUAAUAAUAAUAAUAAUAAUAAUAAUAAUAAUAAUAAUAAUAAUAAUAAUAAUAAUAAUAAUAAUAAUAAUAAUAAUAGCAAUGACAUAAGUUUAAAUAAUGAUCAAAAUCCUACAAACUCAACUUCAAUACUUAUAAAAUCUGGAGAACUUUUUAAAAAAAAAGGUACAUCUUGUCAAGAUGAUUCAUUUCAAAUAGAUUUUAUAGAGACUGAAAUACCUAUCCCCAUUCAAAUGAAUAACAGUUUUCUUGUUUUUAUUAGUUGCGCCCUCUUAGUGCUGGCUUUCGUAAAUGUAUUAACCUUUUAA